CACUGUUUGUGUCGUUUUGAGUUGGUGGAAGAAGACAGAAACUGUGAAAUAUCAACAUGUUUGCGGUGUAAAAAAUCCGUAGGUUAUGGCUCUGAACGAACAAAAACAUUUAUCCUUACAUAUUGUAGUUUUCAAUUACGAUGUUUGAAUCUCUACCUAUACAUGCAAGGUCACCCCUGAUUAAUAUAACCUAACCUGUCAAAUUAUUUACCCUGCUACACUACAUUUUCAUUAAUGAAUGAGUUAUAAAAUGAGUAAUGGAGAAAAACAAAAACGACCUAACUGUUUGAUAUGUGGCGGUCAAAUUUCAUCCAGUAAUUACGGUGUAUUUUGUACUGUUGUACCUAAUACUGAUACUCUGCUUGCCAAUGCAGUGGAGAAAAUUGUAUGCAAGAAACUUGUACGGUCUGUAUUGUCAGCAGCAUCCAUCUGUGCAAAAUGUUUUUCCCUUUUUGAGGAAUUAGCAUGCGCCGAAACAAAGUGCACAUCCAUCAAGAAAAAAAUUCUAACAUUUUUUGAAAGAAAUUCCCAUAGAAUAAAAAAUGGUAUACAGGAUAUUCAGGGUGUAGCGUGUCAGACAGAAGAUGUGAUAGAAAUUAACAGUGUUGUUGAGAAACCAGAUGAUAAACUGAAAGAGGAGGAAUGUGAACCAGAUACUGAAAAUUCUUGUGAAAAAUCUACUACAGAACAGAAGACUGAUACUGGCAAAGUUACCCCUCGAACUUCAAUAGUGGCAGCUGGGAAAGCAGGAGCUUACAGUAAGAGAAAAGGAAGACCAGCACGAAAACCACAUACAUCUAAACAAAUUUCUAACAAGUUAUGCAGUGGUCAAGAAAAAGAUGUUCAUCGAGUUCGGCGUUAUAUACACCCAUGCUCACUUUGUGGUAGACUUUUUCGUCGUCCUUGUGAGGUAAAACAGCAUUUGUUGUCCCAUGGGGGUGCAAAGCCUUAUCAGUGCCGUGAUUGUGGGAAAAAGUUUGGCUCAAAAUCAGGUGCAGGUAUUCAUGCUCUGAAGAAACAUGGUAAAGAUAUAACUGAAGAAAAUAUAAUUGACUUGUGUAAGGAUGGUACUUUUAUAAACUCUUCUUCUGACCAGGUAAAUAUGAUGGUUGAAAGAGACAAUAAAGUGAAGAAGGAAGUAGAUGAUCAGAGAGACAAUGACACAACAAGUAGUGAUGAUGAUUUUGAGUGGAAAAUGGAUGAAGAAGAAAUUUUUGGUAUGUUUAGUAGUGAGGGGCAAAAAUUUGACUCUGUAACCAACUCACCAGACAAAGCUACAUCUAGUGAAACGGAACAAAAUGGAACUGUUAAUGUUAAAAAUGAAGAUGUUAAAAAAGAUAUUACCGAAGACAAGAGCAAAGAGGAAGAAGCAAAGCUAUCUGAUACUGGAAAACCUUCACAAGGAUCAAGAAAUAAUGAAGAGAAUAAUGACAGCAAAGACGACAAGAGGGCAAGAAAAGAAAAGAAAAGAAAGCGGGAGCCAGCACCGAAGGUACCAAAACACGAGUGUGGCAUCUGUGGUAAAAAGUGGCGAACUAUGAGUGAAUAUAGAUCACAUGUUGCAACUCACAGUGAUGAAAGACCAUACAUUUGUGAAAUUUGUGGGCAAGCGUAUAAACACAAACCAGCACUAGAUAUUCAUGUUGGGAUGCAUAAUGGUAUAAAUCCCUUCUGUUGCCCCUACUGCAACAAGGCAUUCACCCAAAAGGGAGCACUUCAACGCCAUAUGCCCAUACACACUGGGGAAGCACCAUUCCAGUGUGAACUUUGUGGAAAGCGAUUUGUACAUCAUACAAGUUUCAAUAUGCACACAUUGGCCCACACUGGUCAGAAGAGUUACAAAUGUGGUCUCUGUGGCUUGGCACUGCUGUCGGGAUCACACCUUAAGCGACACUCAAGAGUCCACACAGGAGAGCGACCUUAUCAGUGCCAGACAUGUGGAAAACGUUUUGCCGAGAGAUACAACUUAGUUGCUCAUACACGAGUCCAUGACACUAGCUCUAACUCUGGUGUAAGAGAUGGAGGCUACAAGAAACAUCACAGGUGUCAGUUGUGUGGAGCGAGAUUCGACCGAAGACCGAAGUUGGAUCAUCACAUGGCUCUCUGUCACAAUAAGCUAGGAGAGUCAGAAGACAACCAAAAAUGGAUAGGUCAUACUAUGACUGAAGAGUCAAGUAAACAGACAGCCAGUGAUCUGGGUACUAUGAUGCCAUCAGUGACACUGAGUCAACCCCACUUGCAUAAUGUAGCACCCACUUCUGCUCAUCAGCACCGCCCACUUUUACUUCACACAGUUCAUGGACAAACACAUGGACCAGAGCAUGAACAUAGUCACACUCAUGGUUCAAAGGUGACAGCAGCUCAUUCACAUGGUCAUCCCCAUGCACAUCCACUCCUGGCAGCUGCAGCAGCUCAUCAGACUCUGGGUGUUCCAAACCAGCACCAGCAAAAUUGGCAUCAAAUUAUUUUUGGUGGAAAUGGUGGUGUGAGGGCAGAAGAUGGAGCAGGUAACUUGUUAGAUGGAGUUCCACAAGUUAAGGUAGGAAUGCAAAGUGCAGGUAUAAAUGGAACAGCACAGCAUCGGCUUCUUACAGAGAUGCCAUCUUUGGGGCACAGUACUCAAAACCACAGUGUUGGAGUAAGCAUAGGCACUGGUCGAAACGUACUAGCAUCUUGCUUAGCAGCUGCUGCACCACAUCAUCUUGUGGCAAACAGUCAUGCUCCACAUUUAACAAAUCAUCAUUCAGUUACACAGUCUCGAGUGAAUAUGUUUUCUUCUGGUGAAAGCUGAAAAUUUUUGAGUCCUUCCUUAGAUCAAGUUGGGAUUGGUGCUUUCAGUCAAUGCUUUGACAAGGACAGUGUUAUCUCUUCACAGAGAAUGUUGUAGCAACCUCAAGGAGAUUAUGAAGGUCAGUUUACAUUUUGCAACACUUAGUUGUAAAAGUGAAGUGUUUCGGUCAUAUCUUCGUGUUCUACCAUAUCAGAUUUAUGCAGUGUGAGAGAACAUCAGAGAACAAUCCAAUGAAAUUUCCAUUCAUAGCAUUCUGAUUAUAAAACUAUUUAUUGGUUUGCCACUAUGACACAGAAAAAACAAAAUCAGGCAUACCAGUUAAAACAAUGUCAUCAAUUCAAUUGAGGCAGCAGAAAGUAAAAUAUUGUUAUAGACAUAUUUUCAUCAUUGUCUUGCAAGUGUAUCAGAAAAAAAUAUGAAAUACGUGAAGUCAAUAUGUCAUUCAACUUAUCCAUUGGGAAUUGUUACUAAUUUAGCAGGAGAUACGUUUUGCAGUCGACAUUAGGGAUGUGUCUAGAAAGAAAUCAUAACAUUUGUGGAUGAAAGGGAGGAAAGUAUUGGAAGUUAUAAAGGUCUGUUGGCACUGAAUAUCAUAGUUAUAGCAGAAGUUAGAAACUAGCAUAUAUGAAAUUCCGACAGGAGAUGAAGAGGUUCAGUCCCAGAAAUCAGAAUCAAUUUGGAGCAUGAACACACAGAGCACAUAUAGAUUAUUUCAGCCAAGAAAUGGAGAAUUAGUUGGAUACUAUUGCAAGUACUUUUAUAGUUGGUAAAGUAAGAGUAAGGAAGCUCUGUCCAGCUCAAUGAUUGUAUUUAGGGUAGGAGCUGUGUGAGAAAGCAAGCUCUGUUGUCCUUUUGCUGUGAUUGUUCCACAAAUAUGCUGGGUGCUUCAUAAUGGGGAGCUCCACCUUUUCUCUCGUGAGUCAUUGCUUCAUCACUCAUUUUGAAACACACAAACAACACAUCACAACAUGGUAUUCACUUUGGAAUGCCCACAGUAUUAUACACAGUAUUGUUAUGGCCCAUCUUCACACUUCUACAAAUCCAGAACGAGGGAGCCCAGCACUCAAUAAAAUUACUGCAAAUUGUAUGUGAAUCUUCUCAGAAAGGAAAAUUCCCUUGAAAAUUAGAAUGUUUAUGUGCACAUCAAGGAUCAUUUGCAGUAGUUAGUUUCAAAACCAUAGUGGCAUAAUGUUAAAGUAUUGAGUUACCAUCAGCUGUGCAUAACAGAUCGGUGAAAAAUGUUUUAUGGCUGUAGACAUUAAUAGACAAGUAGAAGGUUACAGGGAAUUCUGCAGGUUCAGUCCCAUAAAUCAGAAUCAGUUUGGAGCAUGAACACACAGAGCACAUGUAGAUUAUUUCAGCCGAGAAAUGUAGAAUCAGUUGGUUACUAUUGUGAAUCCUUUCCAUAGUUUGUAAGAGAAGAGUCUGUGGAGUGUGGAAGCUCCGUCCAGCUGUGAUUGCCUUUAUGAUAGGAGCUGUGUGAGAAAGCAAGCUCUGCUGUCCUUUUGCAGUGCUGGUUCCACGAAUGUGCUGGGUGCUUUAUAAUGGGGAGCUGUACCUUUUCUCUGUUGAGUCAUUGCUUCAUCACUCAUUUUGAAACACACAAACAAAAGGCCUCCAAAAUGACUUGAAUAAUUGAAAUACUUUUUUUUGCUAAGUGUUUGUUUGUUUAUCAUAACCCUUCUCUUUUACCCAAAACGAAACAGAGUCGUGUUGAGUGCUUGUUGUUCGUAGCAGAAAUUACUGAGCUUUCUGGCUUAGUCUGUCGAGAAAGUAUAAAGUGCUGGAGAGAAUGCUUUGUGUUUAAAAGUUGUAGGCUUUUUUUCAUACUAAAUUGCAGAAUUUUUAUUUCAUUCACCAUUUUGUAUCCCUCUGACUAUUUGAGAAUGUUCUUAUUUUUUGUCAUAUCCCACCCACAUUUUCUUGUGCUGAUAUAAGAAAUUCAACUGACAAAAACCUUGUGGUGUAUACUAGAACACAAUGACUGCGUAACACUUAAUAUGACAUCCAAAGCAGCUUUUGACAUUUAAAUCUUUUCACAGGUGUGCUGUAUUUCAACAAUCCCUCAAUUUCUGUAGUAUUUCCUUGUAGACAUGGUCUUGACAGUGGGCGAGCACAGUUGUACUAUCUUCCUCCAACAACUAAUAGCACUUUGUGAAUUUCUAUUAGCAGAUAUUUGCAUUAGUGUGUUUGUUAACUCUGUGCAAGAGAAUUAGGAAUUAAUUUGGUCUCUCUCUUUCUCUUUCUGACACACACACACACACACACACACACACACACACACACACAAGUGUGUUCUGAAAAAUGAUAAUGCCUCUGUAUUGUCUAUGUGAAAACUCUUAAAGCUUUUUAAAUGAAACAAAUGUUAUUAACCUUCAACAUCUUUAAUCUUGAUGUCUACAUAUUUUUUUUCUCAACAUAGUCACCCUGGCAAGAACACAUUUCUCCCAAUGAGAGACCAUUUUGUUGAUACCAUCACUGUAGAAUGUUUGCACCACUUCAUCAGUAUCUAAGUGAAGUCCCCAAAGGUGCUCUUUUAAGUUUUGGAAACUUAUGCAAAUCGUAUGGAGGAUCAUCAGUGACAAUCAAACGAGGGAGUUGCAUUGUUGCAGAAGUUCCAGCACUCGUGUGGUCUGGCAUUGCCAUGCUGUAGGAGAGGGCACUCCAUAUGUGGACAAACUCGUAAGAGUUUUCACAUAAAAGUUUCAGAGGAAUUGCUUUUAAACACACCCUUACAUAUAUAUGAAAUGGUUUGUAAUCUCAAGUAUGUGCCGUUAAUUAAUAGAGUAUGAAGUAGUGGGAUAUGUCAUAGGAAUAAAGAAGAAUUUGCUUAAACUCAGGGAGAACUGUGCAAUAUCCAAAUAGUAUGGAUAUAUACAGACAAAACACAUUAGUUAUUUUGGAUGCCAUCUCAUGAUUUAAAAUCAGUGAUGGUGUAAAGUCCAUGCAGUUAUUGUGUUGAAAACUGUAGUACUUAAGAAAAUUAUAUUUUAUAGCAGCUAGAUAUGUUGAAGUUCUGUUCAGUAUUGGAGACAUAUUUCUAGAAUUUAUAAGACGAAAGCUGUUUAAUGAGAAGUGUGAUGGGAAUUAAUGAACUGGAUUCCUGCACUUGCAAAGUUACUGUGAUAGCAAGUUGCAGAAAGGGACUGAAGCUUUAAAUAGAUAAAAUGAUAUUAUUUUGAACUUUUUAUUGGAUUUUACUCACCAUCUAAAAUUUAUGACAUGUGUAUGACAUCAGAUUUUUGUAUAAUGCUCAGAUUUAUAUUGUAUGCGUAAUCAUCCAUAAAUUCACAGCAUAUCAGUGACUGAAUGGAAUAAACUCCAAUUUUGAUGUGCUGAAUUUGUGACUUUUUGUACCAUAUCUGUAUUACUAGUCUAUUUGAUAGGAUUAUAUUUUAUGAAAUAUUUUGUGAUGCAGAGUUUAUCAGUUGGUCUGCUGAAUUAAUGACCAUGUGUCACAGUACUGAACAUUGAAUUUUGUAAUAAGAAAAACCUGAACAUGUUCUCAAGGGGGAAAACUUCCUCAAGAGCAAAAAUUGCUUGAAUGAUAUUACUUAAAGUUCUGCACUUAGGUUUCAGAUAUGUAUGUAUUUUUGUAGUAUAGGUCUCUGUAAAUGUCUUUCUUUCAAGCAGAGCUUAUAUUAAUUUGGCAAACUGAUAAGCUAUUUAUAACAUUUGCCAGUCAUUAUUGUACAAAGUAUAAAUAUCUACCUAAUUUCAUUUCUAAUUAAAAUGAAACCCAGUGAUUUAGAUGCCUCUUUACAUUAAAAUGCAUCAUAUGUUAAAUUUUACUUUAUUUAUUUGCUUAGCCCUUGCAUCGUAUAAUGUACGGAUGUACAGUAUACAAGACAACUAGUACAUGUAUGAUUCUAACAGGAUACGAUAGAAAGGAAAUUAAUAUUUUCAGAACAUACUUUUUUCAAGAUUUAAAUUAUGUAUGGCAUGAGGUUGGGGUCAUAUAAGAAGUUUGCUUUCAGGUACUCAGCAACUGAAUAAAAUGUUUGCUUCAUUAGGAUUUCGUUUGCUUUUCAGUAUAAAGUAUUGGUUUUCUUUUGAUUGAUGGGCAUAGUUUGUUGAAGAGUGGGCUUGCCUGUAUUUGUCAUCACAUCAUGAUUUCUGUUGAAUUUUUGGCACAUCAGAUGAAUGUUUGCCUUGAUUCACAUGUUAUGGUUGUGCAUUUCUCCAUUUGUCACAAACAGAUUUACAUUUUUUUUGGAGAAAGGAGAGUUUGUAGAGUGUAAAUACAGGGCACUGGCAAUGUAUUUAUUUUUUUGAA
Molecule: messenger RNA, 7067 nt
Organism: Schistocerca nitens (vagrant locust)
Lineage: Eukaryota; Metazoa; Arthropoda; Insecta; Orthoptera; Acrididae
Product: zinc finger protein 431-like
Exons: 4
Coding region: 239-2791 (850 amino acids)
Cellular component (GO): nucleus
Source: RefSeq, a predicted model, not a curated record